AAGGCAGAGGCGCUUCCUCUAGACGCAGAGAGCUGUGUCGCGGUGCGAGAUACUUUAAGAACCGAAAAGGGCUGUUGUGGUGCUGUGCGAACGGGGACAUCUUUAGUCGUGACAACAGGAUAGCAAUGACUUCCGGUGGCCUGGCGUGAUUGAGAAGAAGCGCUUCCGGCAGCUUUGGCCCACAAUCAAUAAGCAGCCUCCCAGGCUGGAGCCGGUCCUCGCCUUGGCCCUCCCAGCGCCGGACGUGGGCUCCGGCGGCGCCUGGAACGCGGGCGGAGCUUGCACUAUUGGUCUUUGUCUCCUCACAUAAUGCCUGACAUUCAGUUAAUGUUGAAUGAACUUGAAGAGACACAUAGGCAAUUAAUUUGGAGAAGAGGGUUGAAACCAGAUUGUGAAUUUUGUUGAAUGUUCUCACUAUAGGAACCUAUAAUCUACAAUUGCCAGAGAUUUAAACACUAAACAGAGAUUUACCUGAAAGUACAUCCCUUCUGAUUCCAAAAUGUUGAGAUACUGGGGAGAGAUACCGAUGUCAUCAAGCCAGACCAACAGAAGUUCUUUUGAUCUGCUUCCACGGGAGUUCCGUCUGGUGGAAGUCCACGACCCACCUCUGCAUCAGCCUUCAGCCAGUAAGCCCAAGCCCCCCACUAUGCUAGACAUCCCCUCGGAGCCAUGCAGCCUUACCAUCCAUACCAUUCAGUUGAUCCAGCACAACCGACGUCUUCGCAACCUCAUUGCCACAGCCCAAGCCCAGAGUCAACAGCAGACAGAAGGUGUAAAGACUGAAGAGAGUGAUCCUCUUCCCUCUUGCCCUGGAUCACCUCCUCUCCCUGAUGACCUUCUACCUUUAGACUGUAAGAAUCCCAAUGCACCAUUCCAGGUCCGGCACAGCGACCCCGAGAGUGACUUUUAUCGCGGGAAAGGAGAACCUGUGACGGAACUGAGCUGGCACUCCUGCCGACAGCUGCUGUACCAGGCGGUGGCUACAAUCCUAGCCCACGCGGGCUUUGAGUGUGCUAAUGAGAGUGUCCUAGAGACCCUCACUGAUGUGGCACACGAGUACUGCCUUAAGUUCACCAAGUUGCUGCGCUUUGCUGUGGACCGGGAGGCUCUGCUGGGGCAGACUCCAUUCCCUGAUGUUAUGGAGCAGGUAUUCCAUGAAGUGGGUAUUGGCAGUGUGCUCUCUCUCCAGAAGUUCUGGCAGCACCGCAUCAAGGACUAUCACACAUAUAUGCUGCAGAUUAGUAAGCAGCUCUCUGAAGAAUAUGAAAGAAUUGUCAACCCUGAGAAAUCCACAGAGGACACCAAGCCUGUGAAGAUCAAAGAGGAACCUGUGAGUGACAUCACAUUUCCCGUCAGUGAGGAACUGGAAGCUGACCUCGCUUCUGGAGAUCAGUCCCUGCCUAUGGGCGUCCUUGGGUCUCAGAGUGAGCGCUUUCCAUCCAACCUGGAGGUGGAAGCGUCACCACAGGCUUCAAGUGCAGAGGUAAAUGCUUCUCCUCUUUGGAACCUGGCCCAUGUGAAAAUGGAGCCUCAAGAGAGCGAAGAAGGCAAUGUGUCUGGGCAUGGCGUGCUGGGCAGUGAUGUCUUUGAGGAACCUAUGUCGGGCAUGAGUGAAGCUGGUAUCCCUCAGAGCCCUGAUGACUCAGACAGCAGCUAUGGCUCCCACUCCACUGAUAGUCUCAUGGGGUCCUCCCCUGUCUUCAACCAGCGCUACAAGAAGAAGAUGAGGAAAAUAUAACUGCAAGUGGACAUUUUUGGUCCAGACCUACCACGCCCAACAGAAAACCUUGAUGUAUUUGAAUUUGUUUCCACAAGCAGUGAUUGGAUUCUUAUUCUUAAAAACAGUGGUCUUUUCUAAUUACAGAAAUUGUGCUUAACACAAAAAAAAUAAUUUUUCUUUGGUAUUGUUUACAAUCAAAGCCACUGUUCAUAGGUAUCAUGAAUUAGCACAGUAAUCAGAAGACCAAAGCACUGUACCCAACUAUCACCUCACUGCGUGAUGUCAUGUUCCUUAGCUUCUCUACAACCAUUCUCUUGCACAGUUGAGAACCAUGUUGAUGUUCCUUGUAGAGGCAGAUGGACUGAGAUGCUUACUGAACUUCCAAGCUGUGCUUGUAGACAUACAUAUAUGCGUCAGUAUAAGGUGUCAGCUCUGCAUUGGUUUGGAAUCUAGUACUAAUACCGAAAACAGCUAAACACCACAAAGCCCAUGUGUCAGUCAGCUUCUUAAACUGUGUUCCCUAUGAAGCCCCUUCUGGUUAUCAGCCUGUGGCACAGCUACUCUGAUUGCGCACAGCCCUCUUGUCCACCCAUACUUCCUUCUUGAGACUUACUCCAUCUAGCCUCAUCCUUUUUGCCUUUUACUAUUUUCUGCUGACAGAAUUUUAAAGAUUCUUACCAUGCACCUAUUUCAGAUUGUUCAUUUUCUGCUUUGUGAAUGAAGCAAACAGGACCUGCUGCUGGAUAGGCAGGCUUACUUCAGAAUUUUUUGACUGUAUGUAACCCAGGCUGGCCUCAAACUCAAGAAUCCUCCUGCCUCCUGAACUUAUAUUUUAAAAAAUACAUGAAUUUGCGUAUUAUCUAAA
Molecule: messenger RNA, 2585 nt
Organism: Jaculus jaculus (lesser Egyptian jerboa)
Lineage: Eukaryota; Metazoa; Chordata; Mammalia; Rodentia; Dipodidae
Gene: Supt7l
Product: SPT7 like, STAGA complex subunit gamma
Exons: 6
Coding region: 500-1738 (412 amino acids)
Cellular component (GO): SAGA complex
Molecular function (GO): transcription coactivator activity; protein heterodimerization activity
Source: RefSeq, a predicted model, not a curated record